AUGCUAGUUUUCUUCUUGUGCCUGGGAAUUGUCAUCUCUGGUGACGUUAAAUUGUAUAGUAAAUACGACACUUUGCUAUAAGAUAAGUUGUUAAUUGUGACUAAGAAUGGACUGAUUUACAAAUAUGACUUAAAGUAUCAACAAAUAAGAUGGAGAUCAGAACUGGGCAUAUCGCUCUAAUCAGAUGGUAUCCAGAAUGGAACUUACUUUAUGAAACCAUACAAGGAUGGUUCAUUUCUAUUUUACGAUGAAGGAUUCUAUGAAAUACCUUCCGAAGAUUUAGAUAUUCUGUUUAAGACUUGCAAUAUGUUUCAUAACUCAUUGACCUACAAUAAUGAGUUAAUGUAUUUUUUAGAUAUUGCCACAGGAAAUAUAAAAGAGUUGACUCAAUAUGACAUUUAGCAGCUCUUGAGUUAACCGAAAAUGUAUGAAAAGGGAGUGCUAAUUCAUGUUAAAUAAAAGUUUAUUUCAGAUUUGGAGUAUGAAGACUCUCAACAACAUAAUUCUAGAAUAUAAAUUAAUUUUUUACUCAAAUACUUACGUGGAGAUUUAACUUAAGCAAAAUAUUCUAAUUCUACUAUAAUUUACAAAACCAACACUGGAAUUUAAGUUCAAUGGGCUAAUAAAACUCUUGAUCUCUAUUUGGAUGAUGAAGUAUUUGAAAUAUUCGAGUACACACCAGACUAAGGGAUCUACUCCAUCUUAUUUUCUAAAGAUCACACUAAGAGCACUGGUUUAACAGUAAUGUCUAUAGUUAAUAAUCAAUAUCAAUGUGAACUAGAGGGACAAUGUUAAUUUGAUUCUAAUUCCGAUCCUCAUGCUUUGGGAGUCUAUAAAGAUACUCAAUUUAAGCAAUGCUUGAAUUAAUUCUACAAGAUCAAAUUUUAAACUUAACUGGUUAUAUAUUAAUAGGAAAAGACAUCUGAAAAAGUAGAAUAAUGUUAGGUCGUUGAAAAUUACACUAAUCAGUUUUUAUCCAUAUUAUUGUUAUCAAUGGUGAUUGCUUAUAUUCCUUUACUGUCAUCUAAAAAAAAAUAAAAGCCCAAAGAGGUUGUCAUAGUAAAGGAACCCCAAGUGUAAUAUAUAUACAUAAAGUCUAAGGAAAUUUAAAUAAACAAAGAACGAAUUCUGGGAAUUGGAAUGAAUGGAACUUGUGUAUAUGAAGGCAUAUUCCAGGGAAAAAUGGUAGCAGUCAAAGAAAUUAAUCUUAAGAAUCUGCAAAAUAAAUAUUUAGAGAAGUUGCUUGAAGAGUCAAUAUCUAAAUAAAUGCUUUUAAAUUCUCCUUAAAUAAAUAAACUCUUUUUCUUUGAAAAAAGAAAUGAUUGUCUGUAUUUGGCUAUGGAGAAAUGUAUGAUAAAUCUUAGAGAAUUUAUUAAAUAUGAAUCUUGUUAAAAAUUGAAUGAAGCGUAAAAAUUAAAUAUUAAGUAAAAUCUUUAAAAUCCAGAAUUUUAUAAGGAAAUCUUCCUUGAUCUAUUGAAUGCUUUACAGACCUUAUUGGAAAAUAAUACCUAGCAUCAUGGGAUAACUCCAGAUAAUGUUUUAUUCAGUUAGGAUUUAAAAAUAAAAUUAGCUGAUUUUGGACUAUCGACUUUGACAGAUUACUACUAAGAAAAUCCUAAUGAUAAAAAAGUUAUUAAGAAAAUAAAUUAUUCAAUGUUAUAAUAGGUGGGCCUGAUUUUUUAUUUCUUACUAUCUAAAGGGGAUGAUUUCUCAUAGAAAUAAGCUAUUGAUUAGAAAUUUCUAAUGGAAAGAUUCAAGAAAUUUAAUAUCAAAGAAUUGGAAACUAAGGAUUUAUUGAUGAAACUUUUGUUAGAUCAAUCAAUCGGUAAUCCUUAAUGUAUUUUUACACAUCCUUACUUCUGGACCAAAUAAAAGAAACUAUCUUUUAUUUGCGAAUUUAGUGACUAUGUUGAAACAUACCCUUUACCAAACGAUCAAGUUUCGAUUCAUGACAGAUUCAUAGCAAAUUCUGUUUUUAAAGACAAUUGGGGUACUCGAUGCGGAAUGAUACUCAAAUGCUAAAUUAGAGGAUAUGAUCAAACCUAAGCCUAAUAACUAAUUAGACUAAUCCGAAAUACAAAGAAUCAUUACCAUUAACUCACAGAGGAUUGUAAAUUACUUUUAGGACCAACUGAUGAAACUUGCUUUGAUUACUGGAGCAAGCAGUUCCCAAAUCUUUUCUUUACCCUCUAUCAGCAUGCCAUUGAAAAUAGUCUCAAUCUAUUAAGUUUGAAAUGA
Paramecium tetraurelia is the source of this 2238-nucleotide messenger RNA. RefSeq lists its product as uncharacterized. Lineage: Eukaryota; Ciliophora; Oligohymenophorea; Peniculida; Parameciidae. The transcript has 5 exons. Gene Ontology annotation, cellular component: IRE1-TRAF2-ASK1 complex. The record is from RefSeq and is a predicted model, not a curated record. Gene Ontology annotation, biological process: IRE1-mediated unfolded protein response; protein phosphorylation; mRNA processing. Gene Ontology annotation, molecular function: RNA endonuclease activity; ATP binding; protein serine/threonine kinase activity.